Fibroporia radiculosa is the source of this 1134-nucleotide messenger RNA. RefSeq lists its product as uncharacterized. The transcript has 5 exons. The record is from RefSeq and is a predicted model, not a curated record. The coding region runs from base 1 to 1134 and encodes 377 amino acids. NCBI's taxonomy places the organism in Eukaryota, Fungi, Basidiomycota, Agaricomycetes, Polyporales, Fibroporiaceae. Gene Ontology annotation, cellular component: nucleus. Gene Ontology annotation, biological process: poly(A)+ mRNA export from nucleus.
AUGGAGCGAGACAAGGGCCAUCUUGACCUCGAGGAGCAAAUCUUCGGACGUGAUUCAGACGACGAGCUCUCUUCACCCGAGGAGGACGAGCCCCCGCCGCGCCGCAAUGUGCGGGCCUCAUCUGGUAUACCUGACGAUGCCGAGUCGUCGGGGGAUUCUGGGGAUGAGUACGUACAAGAGAAAGCUGCCGCGAAGGUGAAGCAGAGCAGGCGGCGAAGUCGGCGUGUGGCGGAGGAGGGGGAGCGACAGCCGAAGCAGAGGAAGCGGAAACGCAAGCAGCUGGACGAGAUAGAUCUCAGCCAGCUUCCCCCAGAGCAAGCCAGCAAAUUGAGAUUGGACAUGCAAAUUGAGGCCAUAUUGAAACCCAAAAAAUCUUCAAAGUCUAGGAGAAAGAAAAAGGAUGACGAGGAUGUGCUUGACAGAUACGCUGACGAGGAAGUGUCCCGCCUCCGAGAAGCAAUGUUGUCUGCUGCUCAGGAUGACGAUCAGUCUAAUCGAGAAAAGCUUCCCGCCACCGCUAAGUUGCGGAUGCUUUCCCAGGUAAUGGAAGUGCUGCGAAAGAAUUCUCUCUCACAGUCGAUAACUGACAAUAACCUCCUGGAGGGAGUACGAAGAUGGCUGGAACCUCUUCCUGACAGGUCCCUUCCUGCACUGGACAUUCAGAAAGAGUUCUUCCCUAUCCUAAAGAAGAUGGAAUACAUUGAUAGCAGUGCCCUAAAGGAAUCAGGGCUGGGGCGCGUGGUCAUCUUCUACACCAAAUCCAAACGGGUAACUGCUGACAUCGCACGCCACGCCAAUGAUCUCAUCUCUGCGUGGUCCCGGCCAAUCAUUAAGCGCAGUGCUUCCUACAGGGACCGCAUUGUCCCCACCGCACAAACAGGAGACGGCGAAGGUGCCCGUGGUGGUGAGCGACUGAAUACCAUCCUUGCGCGCGCCAGGGAAACCGACAAGAACCGCGUGCGGAAGAACGCGGUUAUGAUCCCCCAGCGGGAGCUGGGCAGCUACACGGUCGCUCCGAAACCGAAUGCUGGCUUUGGCAAGGGAAGCAUGAGCGUGGAUGUCGACAUCGAACGGCGAAAGAGGGGUGCAGAGAGGCUGAGGAGCCUUACGAGGAAGAUGGCAACGAAGAGCUGA